AUGAGCUCCGUUGGAGUGCCUUCUACGGCUAGGCCUAGCCGGGAUUACCAUGGAUUCAACGAUACUUUGCGGAAGGAUGACUACCGCCUUGUUCUGCCAACACUACCCAGGGGAAAAUUCGCACUGUAUACUGUCGCUCUUCACGCGGAUUUAUUGCAACGACCAUACCGACGAGAGGACUUCAAGCCAGCGCUGAAAACAACUUUGAAUCCGGAAGAUAUUGCAUCAUUCGGAGUCUACCAAAUGAACCACGUGUGGGUGUUAACAACACGUUCAGCUCAGGCAAAACAGAAACUUUUGGAAAUUGGUGAGUGCUCUGUAAAAGGACGAAAGUGUUUGAUCCUCGACACGUCACCUAAAGAAGUUCGCGCAAAGCUUCAUUGGAUACCUUUCCAUACGCCGGACGAGGAAGUCAGGAUGGCACUCUCACCGUUUGGCUCCGAUAUUGUGGUGAAAAGAGAGGUAUGGAAUGAUGAUUUCUUUAAGAACACUGAAACUACAGAACGCACGGUCACAAUGCGGUUGAAAGACGGUGUUAGUGUCGACAAUAUCCCGCAUCAGUUAAGGAUUCUGGGGAACCUCACGCUUGUGUCAAUUGCGGGAAGACCCCCACUGUGUCUUCGGUGUCGACAAACAGGACACAUCCGACGGCAAUGCAGGACACCAAAAUGCGAAGCGUGCAGACGCUUUGGGCACGACAAGGACAGCUGUCUCAAAACCUACGCUGAUCGUACCAAAGUAACAGUUGAAGAUAACCACUUAGAAGACCUUAUCAUGGAUGUUGCAGAAACUGCUGCCACUUCACAAGAAGCAAAGGAUGAUUCACAACGUCAGCCGCAAGGCCGUCCCGCUAUGCGGGAACAUGCGUCGGAUAGUACCUGUCCAAAUGAUUUGAUUCAAGGGCAAUCUCAAGAUAGGGGUCACAAACAAGUAACGGAGGGCGAUAAGGCUGCAAGCGCCGCGAAGAGCAUAGGCAACAACGGUAAUAGAACAGGAAAAGAACCAGAUGUUUCUAAGGCAGAAGCAGAAAACACCACGGCAGCGCCGGCGGACACAAAAAGCGGGAAUGCCUGGAAAAUGAUUCCCGGAAAACGAACUAAAAUAGCCAAACCAAAGGUACCGUACGACCCAAGGGAUAGGGGACAAGCUCAAAAUUAA
Molecule: messenger RNA, 1158 nt
Organism: Ornithodoros turicata
Lineage: Eukaryota; Metazoa; Arthropoda; Arachnida; Ixodida; Argasidae
Exons: 1
Coding region: 1-1158 (385 amino acids)
Molecular function (GO): zinc ion binding; nucleic acid binding
Source: RefSeq, a predicted model, not a curated record